Protomyces lactucae-debilis is the source of this 2510-nucleotide messenger RNA. Its product is annotated as armadillo-type protein. Lineage: Eukaryota; Fungi; Ascomycota; Taphrinomycetes; Taphrinales; Protomycetaceae. The transcript has a single exon. Gene Ontology annotation, biological process: protein import into nucleus; ribosomal large subunit biogenesis. The record is from RefSeq and is a predicted model, not a curated record. Bases 394 to 2130 code for a protein of 578 amino acids.
ACGACAUCAAUGGACGUUGCCUGCGCAUCGACUGCGUUCUCGAGGAGCUCCUUGAGCGCGUUGCAGGGUCUUUGGAUGAUUUCUCCAGCAGCGAUGCGGUUCACGACGAGAGGGUCGAGCUUACGUAUGGCAGGUACUGCCAUGACGAGGGCAAGCGCAUGCGCUCAGCAGUACUAGCAGAAGCAGAGCAGAGUCGUUCAGUAGAGGUCAAGAGCAGAUGACACGAGCAGGUUACGCGAGCAAGUGAGCAGUCAGGCAGGUAAAGGGAGCAGUCCUGUAGCUUGAGCAGUUGAGCAGUUGAGCAGUUGUGUAGCCUUGUCCUUGUCCUCUUGAGCGACAAGAAAGAAACAAGAACAAGCAGCACAAGAUCACCAACCCGCUCCCUUGCUCGCCAUGGGACGGGCCAAAGGACGCAAGGGCAAAGUAGAGAGGCAUAACCCCAUCGCCGCAGCUGAUGCCCCUCCCCGUGUCCAUGCCGCUCGUAAAGCAGCUGCAAAGCCCUACCUUGCAAAACUUACUUCUACCGAUGCAAAGGAGCGCGCAGAGUCAGUAUCAGCCAUUGGAGCUAUGCUGCUGGAGGACAAAGACUUCAGGAAGCUAUUGAUCAAAGAGGAUGCAAUACGGUCGUUGCUGGACCGGCUGUCGGAUGAUGUCUUGGACGUACGUGUCGAAGCGAGUGGUGCUUUGCGCAAUCUAUGCCUGGACGAUGAUGCUGGCUACGAUAUGUGCACCAUGCUCUACAAAAUGAACAUACUUACACUACUGAGCAAGCGUUUGGCCGAUAUGGAUGGGAUUUUAAGUGUGGAUACAACCUCUACCGGCAAGCUCAAUAUGCGAUUGUAUGAAAAUAUCGUCGCCUUGCUGCUUGCAUUUGCUGAGACGUCAGAUACGAUCAUCAAUGGCAUCAACCAGGAGCUGAACUUGGUCGAGUACCUACCGAGAAUGAUGACUCGGCCUAUGCCCAGGUCUGCACGAGUACUAUCUGCGCAGUGCCUCAUGACACUUACAGAUGAUAACGUUUUUGCUGUUUCGCGCAUCGUUUCGGAUGCGGCAAUCCUAGCUAUUCUCUUCAAACUGAUUCAUGACGAAGACUUGGCGAUUGCAACCUUAGUCUGUGCGACGUUACAGAAUGUGGCUGAUCAAGGCACGAUACCAUCCCUAGUCGCUUCGCCGGCUAGCAUCCAGGAAAUUAUACUAAAGACCUACUCGAAGGCUAUCGCAGCAGCUGACUGGGAAAGAAUACUUGACUUGGAGGCAGAUCGACAGUCGGCGUUACUUGUCAUUGUUGAAACUGCUCUCGAAGGACUUGCCAAGUUGGCUACUCCCGACGAUGGUGAAGACGACGAGAUGCGCAUGGAUGUGGAUUCGCAGGUGGAUGAAGCCCUGAUGAAGCAUCUUGUGUCACUUGUCAAGCCUAUAUCAAGAUUGGCGACACCGCUAGAAGGCGCAACUGGUCCAGGGUACCCCGAGAAACUACAAAGCGUUCACCUGCUUGCACUCGAUGCACUACACAACCUGGCAUGGACUAUUGUCUCAGCACCCGAUGAAGCAAACCUUGCUGUCGCAUGGCACUCCCAGGCCGGCGACUUGUGGCAAUGGGCCUCUGCUGCGCUACCAAGAUGGCUGCAACUCGGUGAAGAAAUGGCCGAUAGUGCAUUCUCCUUAUUAUAUGGCAUUGCGAAAAGCCUGCGGGGCCUUGUCCCAGCGACCUUGCAAGACGUCAACAGUCUGAUCAAGCUAUACAAUGCGACACUCAACGCAGCGGUCCAGACCAAGAUUGUGGGUCUUGUUGGUUGCUUGGGUCAAGCACAGGGCAAGAUUGAUGUCAACAAGGCUGUCGGCACGUUUCUCGUGACGCUUGUUGCAUCGUAUCCACGGUCUGACGCAGAAUGUGUACUUGAGGCACUCGAUGCGUUGUUUGACAUCUACGCCGACGCAGCAUUCGACUAUGAUGAGCCAGUCUUCGUGCAGGGCGACUUUUGUACACACCUGGAACGCUGCGUACCACGCGUCAAGCAGCUGAAGGCGAGUCUCAAUAAGCAACGCGCACCAGACUUAUGGCACAAGGCGGAUGAGACGAUGGAUAAUUUGCUUGGUUUCAUUGAUUACAAGCGCAGCGAGCGUGCAUAGCUACAUGAUAUUUACACUUCUACGACAAAUCAUUCAUCCUGUACAUGAUGAACUCCGUUUUUGCCAGUUUGUCGUAAAGGGCUUGAGCUGUCUUGUUGGUGUACUGCGUCGACCAGUACAGUCGUGCAGCUCCUUGUUGGUGGGCCGCUUCCUUGACUGCGAGAAUCAAGGCCCGGCCAGCGCCUUUACCGCGGAUUUCGGGGUUCACGUAUAGAUCGUUGAGAUAACAGUACUGCUUGUCUGUCCAACUGGAUGCAUGGUAUAGAUAGUGCGUCAAGCCAAUGACAACGCCUUCAUCUACGGCAAUGAAGCCAAACAAGUCGCCUGAGGGGUCGACCAGGCGACUGUAGGUAUUGGUGUACUGUGCAUCUGACAACUCU